This is a messenger RNA of Prinia subflava (tawny-flanked prinia), 2941 nucleotides long. RefSeq lists its product as uncharacterized. The transcript has 2 exons. Gene Ontology annotation, biological process: DNA integration. The coding region runs from base 586 to 2631 and encodes 681 amino acids. The record is from RefSeq and is a predicted model, not a curated record. NCBI's taxonomy places the organism in Eukaryota, Metazoa, Chordata, Aves, Passeriformes, Cisticolidae. Gene Ontology annotation, molecular function: nucleic acid binding; RNA-DNA hybrid ribonuclease activity.
UUCUAGAUUGAGCAAUGUGUAGGGGGAGGAAAGUAGAGAACGUACAACUGGAACUUGACGCAGCUAGCUGGGAACAAGCGUCAGCUUUGGUAAACAGCUCCAUGCUAUUGUUUUAACCAAACCAAGUGUGGAUCAGGGUAGAAGCGUAGGUAUGAUUUAAGAUAGUAACUCAGGAAUAGGAUAAUCAGUAUCUAGGGGUGGGGGUUAGUUAACAUGUGUAUAAUUUAAACUAUAAAAAUCACGAAUCGACUCUGUAUGCUUUGGACAUCAGAUUUGGGUGUAUUAUCACCCCGGUGUCCCGCGCGCUGGAAUAAAGAACCGCAUAUGAUCGCCUCUGUGUGGUUAUAUGUUUUCCUACGCUAACAUUUUUGGCGACCCAGGACGGGACCUUGUGGGCGCAGCCAGGACCCCGCGACCCGAUCACGCUCCAGCCGGCACCGGGUGAUUUCUCGGGGAGCCCAUCGGAGCCGCGACCCUCGCCGCUCACAACGACCCCUGGUGAGAGAAAGUAGGAAACUAUUUGCCUUUGAGUGGGAACAUCCAGAAAGUGGAAGAAAAACUCAGCUCACCUGGAGUCGAUUACCGAUGGGGUACAAGGGGUCGCCCACUCUCUUUGGAAGUCAACUGGCAAAAGAACUGGAAAUCUGGACCAGAGAAGGGCAAGUACCAAGAGACCAAUAUUUAUUACUCCAGUAUGUAGAUGACAUUUUGAUUGCAACAGAGGAAGAAAUGACCUGCAUAAAGGUAACCACUGAGAUCUUAAAUUCACUAGGAAUGGGAGGGUAUAAGGUAUCCAGAGAAAAAGCACAAAUUGCCCAACAGACUGUGAUUUACCUGGGAUGUGAAAUCUCACAAGGGCAGAGAAAACUGGGUACUAAUCGUAUUCAAGCUAUCUGUGCUAUUCCAGAGCCUCAGAAUCUACACGAGCUGCGGAUCUUCCUCGGAAUGACAGGGUGGUGUCGCCUGUGGAUCAUGGACUAUGGACUGAUUGCAAAACCCUUGUACGAGGCUCAGAAGACGCAGCCGUUCACCUGGGGCAAACCACAGAAAGAGGCCUUCCAGAAGUUAAAGGAAGCACUGACAACUGCUCCUGCUUUGGGGUUACCUGAUCUGUCUAAAGACUUUCAGCUGUACGUGCAUGAAAGGCAGCGACUGGCACUGGGAGUCCUGACCCAACAACUGGGAAGCUGGAAAAGGCCGGUGGGUUACUUUUCCAAACAACUCGACAACGUAAGUGCCGGAUGGCCUUCAUGUCUGCGGGCAGUGGCAGCUACCGUGCUGCUGAUACAGGAAGCCAGGAAGCUCACAAUGGGAAGACACAUAGAUGUCUAUGUGCCACACAUGGUAACUACAGUCCUGGAACAAAAGGGGGGCCAUUGGCUCUCUCCAAGCCGGAUGAUGAAGUUUCAGGUAACCCUGACUGAGCAGGAUGAUGUUGCACUAAAAACAACUAACCUCUUGAAUCCAGCUCUAUUUCUAGGUGCCACAGCUGAGGAAGGUCCAUUAGAGCAUGACUGUCUAGAAGUCAUCGAGCACACUUAUUCAGCAAGAACAGAUCUGAAGGAUGUCCCCCUGGAGCAACCAGAGUGGGAACUCUUUACAGAUGGAAGCAGCUUCAUGGAGAACGGAGCCAGAUACGCGGGAUAUGCGGUAACUACAAUUGAUGUAGUAAUAGAGGCAAAAUCACUACCACCUAACACGCCUGCACAAAGGGCAGAACUAAUCGCAUUAACCAGAGCACUCGAGCUGAGUGAAGGGAAGACAGUGAAUAUUUGGACUGAUUCCAAAUAUGCCUUUGGAGUAGUGCAUGUACACGGAGCUUUAUGGAAAGAAAGAGGACUGCUGUCCUCCCAAGGGACAAAUAUUAAACAUCAAGAUGCAGUCCUACAAUUGAUAGAUGCAGUACAAAAACCUGAACAAGUAGCAAUCAUGCACUGCAAGGCACAUCAAUCAGGCAACUCCAAAAUUUGUGAAGGAAAUCGAAAAGCAGAUUGGGCAGCCCGUCAGGUAGCGCGAGAGGUGCAGAAAACAAUGGCGUUGAUACCAUCAAGACUUAAUAUCUCUCAAUUUAAUUUGCCUCCGAAGCCAAACUAUACAGUCGAAGAUGACAGACUAGCACAACUGCUGAAGGCACAGAAGAACGCAGAAGGGUGGUAUGUAACCGCACAAGGGCAAAUAGUGGUACCUCCUUUAGCAAUGAGAGAAAUUUUACAGGUAAAACAUAAUGAGUGUCACUGGGGUGCAGAGGCGUUGGUAAAGUGGUUAAGACAAUACCUAAUCUCAGUACGGAUGCAAACAAUGGCCAAGUUAGUAAUGUCUAAAUGUGAAAUCUGUCUGAAAAACAAUCCCGUAGCUAGACGACAGGCACAGUUAGGCAGAAUUCGGAUAGGAAUAGAACCAGGAGACUAUUGGCAAGUGGAUUUUGCAGAACUGCCAAAAACUCGGGGAUACAAAUACCUGUUAGUAGGGGUUGACACGUUUUCUGGAUGGCCAGAAGCCCUUCCCUGUCGCACAAACCAAGCAAAGAAAACAGUUAAGUGGUUAUUACAGGAGAUCAUUCCCAGGUUUGGGGUGCCCCUAGGGAUAUCAUCAGACAGAGGCCCACACUUCAUAGCCACGGUGGUACAAUAGGUAAGCAAGUUAUUGGGAUUAUCUUGAGACCUCCACACACCAUGGAGACCCCAGUCAAGUGGGCAAGUAGAAAGAAUGAACCAGACACUGAAGAGGCAGAUCAGUAAAAUAUGCCAGGAAGCCAAACUGCAGUGGCCACAGGCUUUGCCGAUCGCAUUGCUGAGGGUUCAGAUAAAGCCUAGGAGUGGGAUGUCAGUUAGUCCUUAUGAAAUAUUGUAUGGGAAACCAUAUGAAUCUCCUAACCCCAAUCCAAAUGUUCAUGUCACAGGAAAACAAGAUGUGUAUAAUUAUGUUCUGUCCCUCGGGAAAA